Messenger RNA from Rhincodon typus (whale shark), 4412 nucleotides. RefSeq names its product zinc finger protein 239-like. The transcript has 3 exons. The record is from RefSeq and is a predicted model, not a curated record. Gene Ontology annotation, molecular function: RNA polymerase II cis-regulatory region sequence-specific DNA binding; DNA-binding transcription factor activity, RNA polymerase II-specific. NCBI's taxonomy places the organism in Eukaryota, Metazoa, Chordata, Chondrichthyes, Orectolobiformes, Rhincodontidae. The coding region runs from base 330 to 800 and encodes 156 amino acids. Gene Ontology annotation, biological process: regulation of DNA-templated transcription.
UAUACGCAGAGUGAUGGCGAUGGAGGAGCGUUGUCUUAUGAGGCUCCAGGACCGUUAACAAUCAGGCAGGAUGAGGGGGCCGCUGGAUUCGGCGGAUGGACGUAAAAGCUUCGUAAAGAUGGUCGGUAAGCUGCAAACCCCAGCACGACCUUCUGAUGCUUCUGUUUGUCGCCAUAGCCGGAGUUUAAAGUGCCGGCUCCAGCGGGCAAAUAGUGAAAAUGUUGAGUGGAUAUUGGAAGGAGAGGAUUCUCAGUCAGGAAACUACAACCAAUCAGGAUUUCAGAGAGUGGCCCAAUUCAGUGUAACCUGAAUCUCAUAGGGUCUUGAACAUGGAAGGAGAAAACACCAUUGACAGCAGUGAGAAACUGUACAUGUGUAGUGCGUGUGCACGAGUGUUCAGCCGAUCAUCUGACCUCUCGAAACAUAAACGGAGUCACAAGGAGAAACUGUGGAAAUGUGGGGACUGUGGGAAUGGAUUCAGAUCCCUGACUGAACUGGAAAUUCAUCGGCGCAGUCACACUGGGGAGAAACCAUUCUCCUGCUCUGAAUGUGGCAAGGGAUUCAGUCAGAAAUCCCACCUGCAGAGACACCAGCGAGUUCACAGUGGGGAGAGACCAUUCUCCUGCUCCGAAUGUGGGCAGGGAUUCACUAAUUCCUCCAACCUGCUGAUACGCCAGCGGGUUCACACUGGGGAGAGGCCAUUCAUCUGCUCUACGUGCGGCAAGGGAUUCACUUUGGCUUCCAGCCUCCAGACGCAUCAACGAAUUCACACUGGGGAGAGGCCAUUCACCAGCUCCUAGUGUGGGAGGGGAUUCUCCAACACAUCCAGCUUGAUGACACAUUGGUGAGUUCACACCUGUUCCCACUGCAGGAUGGUGAUGAGGCGUUUAUUUGAACUGACUGUACAUCAGCAGACUGCCUGGGGAGAAGCUGAGUGAGGGGAUUCACUGAAUCUGCCACCUUGUGGACAGUUCACACUGGGGAGAGGCUGAUCCCCUGCACCAAGUGUGGGACAUAUUCCCUCCGUCAUCCAGCCUGCUGAAACACCAGUGAGUACAUUGUGUGAAGAAUCUAUUCACGUGCUGAAUGUGGAAAAGUAAUCACUCAGUCAGCCAGCUAACUGAGAAGCCUUUUCAAUGUCCAAACUGAGCGAAGUAUUUGAAAAGGUCCUGGGAGCUGACAUCCCACGUACUUGUUCACAUUGACGUGAGUCCGUACAGAUGCACUUACUGCAGGACUGAGUUCAGGUGAGGAACUCCCCCCACUCUACAGCAGUGAGCUCACACUGGGGAGAGGCUGUUCACCUUCUCUGUGUCGGGGAAGGGAUUCAUUUACGAAAACUGCUGAAAUGCCAGUGAGUUCCUGAGUAACUGCAGUGAUGAAAGAUGUAUAAUUUAUAUAAAUUCCAGUUUUGGAAGUUGGCUUUUAUAAUAGAGACACUGAAUGUGGGUCAUUUUCUGAAAAUUUUCUUUAAAAUAAAAAGUGAGUCCUUGUGAAACAGUGACCUUCCUCCAGCACUGCUCAGAAAGCAAGUUGCUGUGGAGCCCCAUGUGGAGUUAAUGGGAAAUUGUUUAGACUCUGUUGAUUUACAACAGAUGAGCAAACGUCAAUUGACGUUAUCUUGUUUUCAGUUCAGAAUAAUCAAGGAUUGAUUUUAGUUUAUAAACCCAGGGUUAGAAGGUAUUUUGUUCAGUUUGGAGAUCUGACUGUGAUCAGAAUCAAGUUUUGUCUCUCUACUAUAUAGAGCUCAGAAUAAUUCAGUGGAAAAAAGAACAAAAAGUCACCCAGGUAGAACUUCUGAACCAGGAGAGUUUGGUUUGAGCUCUGAAGGUAUUAGAAGCAGAAAAUGUUUAUUCUCUGAAUUUUGAGAAUAUUCAUGAAAGAAAAUUCCAUAGUUCACAGGAAAAGUUUGAGCCAAACCAGUUCAGAUAUAAUUUAGAGAUUUAAUAUUGGGUGUAAUUUCUCUGGAUUUAAAUCUGUAUAUAUUGAUGCGGGCACACAGUUGCAGCAGGUAAUCAGGAAGGCUCAUGGAACAUUGAAAUAAAGUGCCAAGGGGGUUGGAGAUUUAGAGUUGGGAUGUUUUACUGCAACUGUACAAGGUGCUGGUGAGACCACAUCUCGAAUGCUGAGAAUAAUUUUGGUCCCCUUAUGGAAGGAAAGGUAUCAUUUCAUUGGAGGUAGUUCAGAGAAUGUUCUCCAGGGUAUUCCCUCAUAUGGAGGGACUGUCGUAUGAGCAAAGGCUAAACUUGUUGGGAGUCUACUCACUGGAGUUCAGAAGAAUGAGAAGUGAUGAAACAUAUUCGAUGAGGCUUGAAAGGAUUUUUCACCUCAUGGAAGAAUCUCAGACCAAAGAGCAUAGUCUCAGAUAUUAAGGCCACUGCCAAUUUAAGAAUGAGAUGAGAGGAAUUUCUUCUGUCGAGGGUUGAGAUACUAUGGAACUCCUUGCCACAGAACAGUGAGGCAAAGUAGGACCUUGUGUAUAUUGAAGGCUGACAUAGAUUCUUGAUGAAGGAUUAUGGGGAAGUCACAGGAAAGCAGCCAUGAAGAAUGGCAGAGCAGGCUCAAGGGGCUGAAUGGUGCUGUUAGGAAAUAGGUUGGGAACAUAUUUAAGCACAGCAAAACAAAUUGUUUUUUUUUGUUUUUGCCUUGCAUAAUAAAGAUUUGUUUUUAUUUUUGCUAAAGAAUCUCUGCAGCCUCACAUGACUGGGUUUCAGUGACUGAGUUUCAGUGACUGACCACCAAAUUAAAAGAAUAAUCUCACUUUUAGAGACAGACAGAUGCACAAUUAAACUCUGGCACCUAUUGUACCAGAACAUAUGAAGAAAAGCCUCAAUCAAUACAAAAUAAUAAAUGAAGUGCCAAAUUCAACCUCAUACUCCUAGUUGUUCAGGAAUUUAUCCCAUAUUUACUUGCCGGAGCAAAGACUCUCAGAAGCGGAGCAAAGACUCUCAGAAGCAGAGUGAAACUCACACUUGCGUACCAGACUUGACAUAGAUAUUUACAGAAGAAAUCCCUCUGUCUCCUCCACUGAAAGAAUGGCAGAUUCAAAACGAAUAAAGCACAAACAACACUAACUCUAUUUUAAUUUAAUCCCUACCACCCCAUCACUUUUUAUGUUAGCAUUGCCCUUUUGGGGGGCUUUGUUUGUUGGUGGCUCACUGGUCACAUGGGUGGUUUUGCUGGUGGUGGAAAGUCCAUCAGCUGUUCUGGUUUAUCUCUGUUCAUUUUGAAACCCUCUCACUGACAGCAGAAAGUCUCAUUUACAGCAUUCUGCCACUGGACAGGUCCAGCAUGGAGAUUUAUAAAUUUUUAAAAAAACAGGAAACACAUGUAAAAUGUAAAACCUAUUUAUAGAACUCCGAGGGAAACGCCUUUUUUUUGCUUGCUGGCAAGUGAUGGGGACGCUCGUUUGCUGGCUGUGAAACUCCGGGUUCGUAUUCUAUCAGGGUUGUUAGCUCCUGGACUAAUCGAGUAUUAAAGAGCAACUUGAACACACAGAAGUAGCUGAAAAAUGACACUCUGGUGUGUAAUAUGCCCUCUUUCUACAGGCAGGGAAAACAGGAUGCAUGUGAAUGCAUCCGAGAAUAGGGUGUGCACUUGUUAAUUUACACAACAUUUGUCAAAACACAAUUAAUGUACAUCCCCAGAAUCACAAUGGUUUGAUUGACCCGUCCUGGAUGUGCUUCAUGCAUUUAUUCAAAUACAAUUUACUCUAUAUAACCUCUCCUUUUUAUGUUUAAUUCUGCUCCAACUCGUCAGAAUUAUGACAGGACAGCUUAAAUGGCCGUGUGAGGGACAAAUGUAUUCAUGGUGAAGGGAUAAAGCCUUGGUGUUUUUCUGUUUUGAAUAUUUGACGACACAGGAUCCAAGGUCAUAGCAUCAGUUUUGAGAUGAAACAAUUUGGCAAUGGUGUAAACAGGGACAUGAAGUGGAGCAAACUUCAGGAGGACACAGGGAUUCUGAUAAAAUGGACAACAAACCAGUGGGUGGGAUGCGAAGUGGGUGCAGGGACGGUGAAUGGUCUGGUUUAAUUUAUGUUAAACUGAAUCUUGCAUAUGUGGAAAAUAAGGUUGGAAUUGUGUCUGUUGAGGGAAAACACGUUACAAGCAGUUUACAUUCAUACUUUCUUGCAUUUUAGAAAAUGUUGGUUUGUUUGGAUUUGUUUGAAGACAUUUGGGUUUUGAUUGAUAAGGAUGCUGUUCCCACAACUUGCUUCCAGGAAGUGCUCUGAGAUAAUUAAGUGCUGCACAAUACCUGGAUUCCUUUCUAUGCUUCAAACGUGAAUAUACAGAACAGCUUAUAUGUCAGAUCAGCCACUGACUUUACUUGUUUGUCAUAGUCGUAGAAUUGUACAGCUUGGAAACAGGCCCUUUGGUCGACAUGAACGAGUUGGUCCAGACAGCCGAAAUUAA